Owenia fusiformis is the source of this 741-nucleotide messenger RNA. The record is from the annotation of a GenBank genome assembly. Lineage: Eukaryota; Metazoa; Annelida; Polychaeta; Sabellida; Oweniidae.
UGUUGAAAUAAAUGUUUUGAAAAAGUAAUUUUAUAUUUCCGGGUUAAUUAUGUCAGAAACAUACAAUUUUCUCUUUAAGUUUCUGGUCAUAGGCAGCGCUGGAACAGGGAAAUCUUGCAUUCUCCAUCAGUUUAUAGAAAACAAAUUCAAAGAAGACAGCAACCAUACUAUAGGAGUUGAGUUUGGCAGUAAAGUAGUAAACGUUGGAGGAAAGUCAGUGAAACUACAGAUCUGGGAUACUGCAGGCCAAGAGAGAUUCAGAUCUGUCACUAGGAGCUACUACAGAGGUGCAGCUGGUGCUCUAUUAGUCUAUGACAUCACAAGCCGUGAGACAUACAAUGCACUGACCAACUGGUUGACAGAUGCAAGGACUCUAGCCAGCCCCAAUAUUGUCAUAGUCCUUGUGGGCAAUAAGAAGGAUCUUGAACAGGAGAGAGAAGUUACAUUCCUAGAAGCUAGUCGCUUUGCACAAGAAAAUGAGCUGUUGUUCUUGGAAACUAGCGCUCUAACUGGAGAAAAUGUCGAGGAAACCUUCCUGAAAUGUGCCAGAUCAAUACUAACAAAAAUAGAAUCAGGCGAGCUAGACCCUGAAAGGAUGGGAUCUGGGAUACAGUAUGGCGAUGCAUCAUUACGACGCCUAAACAGACAGAACACAUCCACCAAGCGACCAGACUGUCAAUGUUGAUCCCAGCUAGAGUCAUAGUAAACAUUUCUGGGAUUGUGCAGUGAUAUAUUUGAUUG